CAAACUUUGCUUCAAAAAAAGGAAUAUCUAUUGAGUAUUAUAUUAUCAAUCAUAUGGAAAGUUUUCAAUACAAAAAAUUCUUCAAAUUUCUCGUGGUGAAAAAAAAAAUAGCAAACGUUGGUAACACAAGUUUGAUAAAACCGGUUUCGGAAGAAAAUUAAAAGAAAAAUAAGCAUACAAACAUUGUUAAGCUAAAGACAAAUUGUAUACGAUACAUCGCAAUGAACAAAAAUGGGCGAGCAGGUUCUGUUAUGUCAAAUAGAGAAAGGCAAAUGUCAGUGUUGAAUCAUUCCUGGUUGCAGCAGUAUCCAACCUGGCUUUUCAAUCAAGAGUAUUCAGGAGUAUUUGAGCCGCUACCAAAUCAUCUUGGAGCACGUCUUAUGUUUUAUCUACAUUGUGUAUAUAGAGUGUUGGACAUAAGAGAUGCUGAUAGUAUCGAAGACUUAAUAGACUAUGAACAUCAUAUCAAACUUUCAUCACAGGACAUUGACAAACUGAUCAUUUUAGCAAUAGCCCUAUCACCAGACCGAUUAGUGAACAAGUGCUUUUUUGAAAAUGAUGAAAAAUGCGGAGGAUUGAUAAAUGAAUUUUACCAUAAACAUGAACUUUCUAACGAAAUAAAGAUUCCAGAUUUUGUGCAGAUUGGAGUAGACCAGCGGUCUGUUUAUAACACUAUGUGUUUCAAACAUCAGUUCCUCCAAGAUAAUUAUUAUGCUCCAUUGAAUUUUUACAAAACUAGAAUACGACACAUUUAUGAGGCUAUAAGCAUGUGUAGGAGUAAAAAUGAUACAUCUAAAAGUAGGCAAAAAAACGAUGAUAUAAAUGCCUGUUUCUGUAGUAUUUUAUAAUUCUAAUGUGAUGACGUUCCAUUCCAUUCUGAUUAUUGUAGUUAACACAGUUUAUGUAUUCUGUUUCUUCACUCAAUGAUAUGAU
This is a messenger RNA of Mytilus trossulus (common blue mussel), 933 nucleotides long. RefSeq lists its product as uncharacterized. Lineage: Eukaryota; Metazoa; Mollusca; Bivalvia; Mytilida; Mytilidae. The transcript has a single exon. The record is from RefSeq and is a predicted model, not a curated record. The coding region runs from base 222 to 848 and encodes 208 amino acids.